AUGGAUGCUGUUGAAGGAGAACAGCAGAUGCUCAACAUGUCACUUGUUACACUUGUAAUUACUGUAACAGGUGACACGGUGAUGCAACAUAUCCCCAAAAACGGUCAAUCAACUCAAAACUCCACCAAACCCUUUAUCAUGUCACAGGGUGGUUCUGCCCCAUACGAUUACAGUUCUCAUGGAAAUGGUGCUCCACCUUUCCGUGGACCUUUAAACCCGAAUGAUCACAGCUUGAACCAAUAUAACAUCGACUCAUUUAUGCCUCGGGAUAGUCGAUUUGAUCCUUACUCGGGACCCAGCAACCCAGCAGGUCAUAGAAGCUCCACCACUUUACCACAACGCUUUCCCAACCCCAAUCGCCAUCAAUCUAACCCAACUCAAUUAGCACCCCUUCCAGUCUUUGAUACCCUUGCUACUCAAGCUAGUCUGAACACUGAAAACCGAGAGCAUGCUCGAAUUUGUAGUAAUCGAUUGGAAAAUGAUCCUCGAUUAAACGCGUUACUUGUGUACACAGCUCAGUGUCAUCAGGAUAUUGUCCAGAGACUCAAUCAGAUAUCAACAUCCCAUCCUGCUCCUAGUUCAGCAAGCAACAGCACUUCAACCACUUCGGGUACUGUGUGGCAACCAACGGAAGAACUCAAGUCUAUCGGUGACCCUACCCUUCAAGCGUAUACCAUUACCAAGGGUGUUAUCUCCACAAUAGGCGAGAAGAGAACACUCACUCACUCACUUGAGAUGAUUCUUCAAAUCCGACUCCAAAGACAGGAUACUGCUUGGAAGACCAGGAACUUUUUACCAGGAUCUACAACCCGUUUUCCCAAGGACCUCAUCACCUUCAUCAAGAAAAGACUCAAAAUUGUUCGAGAGAAUCUACAUAACCUCCUCCGUCACAAUGCUAGCCCCAAUCGUGGCUUUGUGGAAAACCCACUUCCAACUUUACAAAAUAUAUAUCUUUCUUUGUUGACAGAGUGUACUUACUUCACUUAG
This is a messenger RNA of Melampsora larici-populina 98AG31, 987 nucleotides long. RefSeq lists its product as uncharacterized. The transcript has 8 exons. The record is from RefSeq and is a predicted model, not a curated record. The coding region runs from base 1 to 987 and encodes 328 amino acids. NCBI's taxonomy places the organism in Eukaryota, Fungi, Basidiomycota, Pucciniomycetes, Pucciniales, Melampsoraceae.